Molecule: messenger RNA, 1711 nt
Organism: Bacillus rossius redtenbacheri
Lineage: Eukaryota; Metazoa; Arthropoda; Insecta; Phasmatodea; Bacillidae
Exons: 2
Coding region: 666-1382 (238 amino acids)
Source: RefSeq, a predicted model, not a curated record
CGACGAUAGUAGGAUACUCGGAAACUACAAGACGCAGACCGAUAACGAAACGUAUAGAUGUCGGGCUGCCGUGAUCGGUGUAAAAAUGGGUUCAUUUAGGGCGAUCUGUGCUUUUCCAAUUCGUUUUCACGUGAGAGAGUGUUUUACGUUCGCGUGUGACUGGCUUCGAUGUCAUUCAGUGACACGAAACAAGACGAGAUUUCCAGCGCACACGUUCAAAAAUCAAACAAACAAGUGUUUGAUUUUCGUUCGUCAAUUGUCGACAUGGAAAAAAAAAUGGCUCCGUGCACGAUAGUGGGGUACUCGUUGAAAUCUACAGGAAGUAAAACGAUAACGAAACGUACAGAUCGAUGUUUGGUUGCCGUGAUAGUUGUAAAAACCCACAGCGACAGUGAAUAGUCGUCAUGACGGUAGUGUCGGGACAGUGAUCUGUGCUCUUCCAAUUCGUUCUCACGUGCGUGUGUCUGUUCUAUAUUCGCGUGUAGCUGGCUUCGUUGUCAUUCAGUGACACGAAACAAGACGAGAUUUCCAGCGCACACGUUCGAAACCAAACAAACGAACGAGUGUUUGAUGUCGGGCUGCCGUGAUAGUUGUAAAAACGGGUCUUUUAGGGGUUCUUAGCCGCCAUGACGGUAGCGUCGGGACAGUGAGAGGGUCUGUCCAGCAUGUCCGGCUUCGACGUGCUGGAGUUCCUGCGGCACUACCAGCUGCACCCGUGCCUGUGGGACCGGAGGCACGAGGACUACAAGAACCGCCAGAAGAGGGAGGCCGCGGAGCAAGAGCUGCUGCCCAUCAGCGGGCUCAGCUGCAUCAAGGAGCUGCGGGCCAAGAUACGCAGCAUCCGCUGCACGUACAACCAGGAGAUAUCCAAGAUCAGGAACUCGUGCCAGGCCGUCGAGCCGUACCGGCCGAAACUCCUGUGGUUCUCGUACGCCAACGAUUUCCUCAAGAAGAACCACGAAGAGGAAAUGGAAACAGAGUUGAACUCGAGCCUGUGCUUCCACGAUUUUGUGAUGAACAACUGUGGGACGGUCGAUAAGACCGAGUUCGUUGAAAUUCCCGUCGACCCGCUGGAAAGCGUUCCGUCUCCGUGCGACGUUCCCGCGGACCCGUUCCCGCCGGACGCGGGCGGCCGCGGCGCGGGGAGGGGGAAGGCCGCCAAGAAGCCCAAGGUGGACCGGGGCCUGCGGGAGGCCGUCGCGGCUUUGAGGGCGGCGGCCGGCGGCCGGCACCCGGCGAGCGAGUUCUCCGUGUUCGGGCAGCACGUCGUGGUGCAGCUGGGCCAGCUGCCCCUGGGCGAGGCCCUCCGGCUGCAGGAGGAGAUACAGAGCUCCAUAACGCGCGCCCGGCUCCGAGCGAUCCAGUCUGCUAGCCUCCUCUGAGGCCCCUGUCCCGAUACCUCAGCACGUGGGACAAGCGGGGCCAUCUUAUUGAUGGAUCAUCGAGGUUUCCUCUGCAGCCGGCUCUCUUCUGCUGGUGGUACCUUGACUGUUGAAGUGUCCCUCCAGUGUUGUCGUCGACGUUUCCCCUGUCUUUGUGUUGCCGACUGCCGCAUGCUUCCACGACUGAACGAGCUGAGCAUGAGCAGUUGGGAACUCGCCCGCUGAAAACGGUUGAAUUACUGGAUUUAUUUUUUUUUGUACCUCGGAGGGGUUUUUUUUUUUUUUUGAAGUCGGCAUAAUUUAUCACAUUAAAGUUCAUCUUCUUGCAA